CGUAGUGCUUUAAUUAUAAUAAUGAGUAUAAUUGUUGUUGAAACUAGUUGUGAGGGGCUAAAAUAAGCUUUAUUUGCUUCAACCAUAUUUCAUAUUAUACAAUAACUUUUCAAAGUCAAUGUAACAUAUCUUUGCAUAAUAUUUCUAAUAUUUUUCUAUUUAUUAACGGUUUCAGUAGAUAUGUCAAUACUCGAUUACUCAUCAAUCUUUUGUUAGCCAUCGCUUUCCUUAUCUCUAGAAUUUUUUAUACGUCAACUAUGUAAAUGCAAAUAAAGCUAAAAAUACAGUGCAUUGUGAAGCAAAAAUCAAAGCGACCGUUUCCAUGACAGUCGGCUCUACAUAACCGAAACGCACCCGGUUUUUUAUCUGGCUAAGAACUGUGAACUUAACAGCAUUCUUCAAAAUUUUUUCAGGCAUGUUUUUUGCCGCUACAACAACAAAAAGCAAAGCGAUGUAAUGUGAUGAUGUGAUCGUUUCUGCUAUCUCAAUCCAAUCACUGUUUGUUGGUAGAAUGUUAACACAUGCCGAUUCCCGUAACGUAGACUCGACUGUUGUGGAAACAAAUACAAUUUGCAGUAAACUUGGGUAGCGUGAAAGCUUUGGUAAUUUAUUCGAAAAAUGUUUACGUCAAAGUUGCUUGCUAAUAUUUUUCUAAUCUUUACUAACAUUAUCGGCUUAGGUUUCACUAUGCAUCCAGCCUUAGUUGCUAAUUGACAUGUGUUGUAUAUAAGUAUAAUAUAUGUGUGUGUAUAUGUAGAUAUAAGCAUUUGCGUUCGAUAAUGUAUUUUCAACGCAAUAAUUCACAUUUUUUAUCAGUUGCGUCGUUUUUAUUAAGUGACGCUGGAAAUAUUUUUAUUGCUAUAAUUUUGCAACAAAUAUUGUCGACAUCUGUCGAUGCUUUGUGUUGUAGAUUUUGUUAAAUCAAAGGAGGUGAUCAUGCGCGCCGUACGCACCGAUCGCAAAUUCUGGGAAUUCGGUCGAAAAUUGGUCGCCGCAUUGUGGGAUGCACAUGCGCGCAUUUAUCACGGCUACGAGGUGAUCGGCAUGGAAAAUAUACCAGAAACUGGACCAGCAUUGAUUGUUUACUAUCAUGGCGCGAUACCCAUUGAUAUGUAUUACUUAAAUUCACGCAUAAUAUUGCAAAAGGAUCGGCUAAUAUACACAAUUGGCGAUCGUUUCCUAUUCAAAUUGCCCGGUUGGGGCACAAUAUCCGAAGCAUUCCAUAUUAGUCCCGGUACGGUGCAAUCGUGUGUUGGCAUACUAAAGGAGGGCAACAUGUUGGCCAUAUCGCCAGGUGGCGUCUACGAGGCACAAUUCGGCGAUCAUUAUUACGAGCUGUUGUGGCGCAAUCGUGUCGGUUUUGCGAAGGUCGCAUUGGAAGCAAAGGUGCCGAUAAUUCCAUGUUUUACACAAAAUUUGCGUGAAGGUUUUCGUCAAUUGGGUAUUUUUCGCAAUUUCUUUAUGAAACUCUACAAUGCGGUGCGCAUACCAGUCUAUCCGAUCUAUGGUGGAUUUCCGGUGAAGUUUCGCACAUUUAUCGGUCGACCGUUAGAGUAUGAUGGCACGCUCACGCCGGAAGAAUUGCAAUUGAAGGUGGCAGCCGCUUUGGAGGAGUUGAUAAAUAAGAACCAACGCAUACCCGGCAGCAUAUUUCACGCGUUGCUCGAUCGCUUUCCACCGUUUCGUAGUAAACGAAAAGUCUAAAAACAAAAUUUUGUUUUAUUUAUUAAUUAAUGUGCUUAGUGUAAAGGUGUGCGCCCGUAUCAGUAACUGUUUACACUGUUUACAGAAAAUCUCCAUAUACUCUCUUGUGUUAUUGAAGUUUUUCUUUUAUUUCUUUUGAGGGGAGGGAAACGCAAAGACUAUUCGCUAUCUAUAGAAAUAAUUUUAUUGCGCGUAUUUUUGACAACUUUGCGUAGAAAAAAAGAAAAAAAAUAAAAAAAUAAAUAAUUAAACAAAGUAUAUAAUAAAUAAUUAUAAGUAAUUGAACAAAAGGAUUAUAAAACGAAAACUGCAUCUAUAAAAAUUAUUAUUUAUUACAUACUAGUGUAUCACUAAUCCAUCUACAGACGCGCCAAUUAAAGUUCAGCUUUCCAUAUUUCCAUAAAUAGCCAUAAGUGUACUUAAUAAAGCAGAACAAUUUUCUAUUAAUUUAUUAUUAAUAAACUCUAGUUAAUUUUAGUAUGACCAGGGGGUUAGGGGUUUUUUAUUUAUACAUAUUUGCAUGUAAAUGUUUUCAGUGAAAUUAUCAAGCGCUAGAGCGCGUACCAUAAAAAUAAUCUGUUUCAAAUAAGUUAUAGUUUAUGUAAACAUAUUUUUUUUACAAAUAUAUCAAAGAAUGACAAUUAAAUUGUAUAGCUUAAUAUUAAUUUAAGAUUGUUUAACUAUUUUACUUACAUACAUACAUACAUACACACAUAUAUGUAUUAAUUCAACGGUAUUGACAUUGUUGUCUCAGUAAAUGCUUAGCGAAACGAAAAUAUGUAUUGUAUUGAAAGAAAAAAAUAAAUAAAUUAUCUUAAUUUAUUGUGUAUUAAAUGGCGUGUGGAAAAUAAAAGUAUAUCAUAAAAAAAAACAUAUAAAA
Messenger RNA from Bactrocera oleae (olive fruit fly), 2584 nucleotides. The record is from RefSeq and is a predicted model, not a curated record. Lineage: Eukaryota; Metazoa; Arthropoda; Insecta; Diptera; Tephritidae.